Molecule: messenger RNA, 357 nt
Organism: Anisakis simplex (herring worm)
Lineage: Eukaryota; Metazoa; Nematoda; Chromadorea; Rhabditida; Anisakidae
Source: the annotation of a GenBank genome assembly
AUGGAGAAAUUCCUCAAGAGGAAACCGUUAGCUCCUACGUCAGGGAAAACCACCGAAAAACCAACGAGCAAUCAGAGCAAUCAUUCCAACGAGCGCGAAGAGUCUAAUGUGAAAAGUCGUCGUUCGGAAUCGAAUCUCUUGUGGACGAACGUCCGAGGUAACAUUGACGCUGUUAACGCUUUAUUUGAUGUGGCUAAAUUGUCGCAUUUGAAGGUUGGUGGUUUUGAAGGCUUCGUAAUCAAUACCACAUUCUGUUUGCUGCGAUUGAAAUGUCAUAGAUUCAGUCCAAGAAAUAUAUUGGGAGAUAUGUUGGGGAUAUGUUGUUUGAAAUUUGGUGUUUCACUGCAAAUUCGGUGA